Messenger RNA from Aspergillus campestris IBT 28561, 552 nucleotides. Its product is annotated as 2,4'-dihydroxyacetophenone dioxygenase family protein. NCBI's taxonomy places the organism in Eukaryota, Fungi, Ascomycota, Eurotiomycetes, Eurotiales, Aspergillaceae. The record is from RefSeq and is a predicted model, not a curated record. The coding region runs from base 1 to 552 and encodes 183 amino acids. The transcript has 2 exons.
AUGACGACAAACGGAACGUCCCAAAAAGACGUGCGGCCUCAGGCCGAGGCAGUGCCUUAUCAAGGAGAGCCGUUGCCGAACAAGUUAGACGAUCUUGUUAUCCCAAAUGUCCUCAACUUGGACUGUGACGAGCGUUUAUGGGUCCCUCAGGCACAGGACGUGUGGUUCCGACCUUUGGUACUUGGCGUUUCGCAAGGCUAUUUCGUCAACCUGCUGCGAGUGCGCAAGUCCGGCAUCCUGUCCCGACACCGACAUACCGGCCCCGUCCAGGCCACAACUCUCAAGGGCAGAUGGCAUUAUCUGGAGCACCCAUGGUGGGCCACGGAGGGGAGUCACGCGUUCGAGCCCCCGGGUGACAUUCACACGCUGGAGGUCCCGGAAGGAGUGGAGGAGAUGGUCACCCUGUUCCACGUCACGGGGGCUUAUAUCUAUGUGGAUGCUCAGGGGCGGCCGGAGGGCGUCGAGGAUGUGUUUAGCAAGCUGAAGCUGGCUAGGGAGCACUAUGAAAAGGUUGGGUUGGGCGCGGACUAUGCAAACCAGUUUAUCCGUUGA